AUGAUGAAGCUGACAGUUACUCUUUUGAGCUUGAGUGUGGCUCAUCUCACCCCAAUGGUUUCGGCUAUGCCAUCCCAUACCCGAAGUUCCGACUCAGCCGUGUCAACAUACGCAGAUGACAUGUUCAACACUGCAAUUGAGUGGAACGAUGGUUUCUGGGACGAAGAAGCAGGUUACUUGAUCGCAGCAGCUAGCAAUGAUGGCCGCUACGACAGUAGACACAGUGGGUGGUAUGCGACUCAGCUGUUGGCUAGAAAUGGACCUGGAGAUGUUGCGAGAGCUGUUCGCAUCUUUGACAACGUAAUCUCGGGGCAAUGGCUCGACCCUUCUUUGCAAUGGUAUGGGGAUUAUCAACAAUCGCCGUCGAUACCCGAACCUGGAACGCCCGAAUAUGUCAAUGGCGGUCCUUAUAGCUCAUGGGAUCCUAAUAUUCGAGACUUCGUGGGCUGUGCCUGGAUAAUGGCCCUUAAUGAUUAUGAGCAUCUGCUUCCGGCGGAAACGGUUACGAAGAUAGAGAAAUCGCUUCACAUUGCGGCGAAGGGGGAUUUAUACCGUGUUGGCGGAGUUGACGGGGAUAAUCUCUACCCUUGUUAUUCUAAUCCCUGGUUGAUGGGGACCAUCUUGGUAAGCUGGGUGGGUGAAAGGUUAGGUGAUAAAAACUUGACACAGAGUGGCGAGAGGCUUGCGCAGGAAUUUUAUGAUCUCUGGAGUCAACAUCAUACUCUUUCCGAGUUCAAUUCCCCAACAUACGCUGGCGUCUCUAUGUGGGCCUUGUCUCUCUGGAGCAAAUAUGCAGCUGAAGACAGUCUGUUGAAGAAAUAUGCACCUGAAGUUUUGACCACGACCUGGAACGACAUUUCUCAACUCUACAACGCAAAUUUGAAGAAUCUUGCAGGACCCUGGGAUCGCACCUACGGCUACAAUAUGAAAGACUACACUUCUCUUGUUGGUGCCGUGAUUUGGGGAGCGGUUGGACGCGAAUAUGCUCCUUUCCCACAAUGGACGUCGGGCAUGUAUCAUCAGGAUGAUUUUGCCUUCUACCCACUAUUCGCCCUUAGUAUGCCGGAAAUGUUGAAGUAUUUGUCAGCCGAGUCCAAGUCAAAGUUCAUUCAGUUUCCUGGGGAACACUUCUUCACUGGUCAAGCCUACUCUCCGCCAUUUGAUACAUAUUCACGAAAUAUUACUACUUGGAUGUCCGAGAAUAUUACCAUCGGUGCCGAGACUGUGGCGGAGCAUGUUAUCGGGGGGCCAGCAGAGAGUACCUCGGCGUUUAGUCCUGCUGUUAUUCAGUGGGCGAUCGACGAUUACCAAAUUGGAUGUGUCUCGCACUGGGUGAGCGAGUCCUCCAUUCAUGCCGUGGCUUCUCCAAAAACUUUGAACAUCUCCUACCCCAAUGCUACUGCAGCAAGCUAUCCGGUUUCAUUCAACUUCUUGUUCAGCGGUCUCAAUGUCCGAAAUGGCUUUAAUGUGACUGGACUUGAAGGUCUACCUGGUCUACCUCUGGAGGUCGAGACAAACGCUGCUGCUAAUUACAGUAUUGUCUAUGAUACAGAUCAGACUGUGAAUGAUUUCAUCUUCUACAACAUUACUUACACUAUGCCAGACGAUUUCACUGAGGAACCAUAUAUAUCUCUCCGGGUUGUUUGA
Penicillium verhagenii is the source of this 1647-nucleotide messenger RNA. RefSeq lists its product as uncharacterized. Bases 1 to 1647 code for a protein of 548 amino acids. Lineage: Eukaryota; Fungi; Ascomycota; Eurotiomycetes; Eurotiales; Aspergillaceae. The transcript has 2 exons. The record is from RefSeq and is a predicted model, not a curated record.